AUGGCCUCAGGCUUCGACGGCAAAAACAGUCCCCAGGGAAUGCUGACGGGAUCCAGGGGAGAAGCCGGAGCCAGAGGAGCCCCAGGACCCAACGGAUCUCCAGGUCAAGCUGGACCUCAGGGAGCUCCUGGAGAUGUGGGGGAUCCCGGACACAUGGGCCCGUCUGGUCAGAGAGGCCCCGAGGGACCUCCUGGAAAACCUGGGGAAGACGUGAGUGUAACACACACCUCUCAGAACGCUCUGAUCUGUGACAUCAUCAACUGUGACAUCAUCGACUCUGCACCGCCCCCCCCCCCCCCCUCACACUGUGGAGCCCCCCUCACACUGUGGAGCCCCCUCACACUGUGGAGCCCCCUCACACUGUGGAGCCCCCUCACACUGUGGAGCCCCCCUCACACUGUGGAGCCCCCUCACACUGUGGAGCCCCCUCACACUGUGGAGCCCCCUCACACUGUGGAGCCCCCUCACACUGUGGAGCCCCCUCACACUGUGGAGCCCCCUCACACUGUGGAGCCCCCUCACACUGUGGAGCCCCCUCACACUGUGGAGCCCCCCCCCUCACACUGUGGAGCCCCCUCACACUGUGGAGCCCCCUCACACUGUGGAGCCCCCUCACACUGUGGAGCCCCCUCACACUGUGGAGCCCCUCACACUGUGGAGCCCCCUCACACUGUGGAGCCCCCUCACACUGUGGAGCCCCCCUCACACUGUGGAGCCCCCCCCCCCUACACUGUGGAGCCCCCCUCACACUGUGGAGCCCCCUCACACUGUGGAGCCCCCCUCACACUGUGGAGCCCCCUCACACUGUGGAGCCCCCUCACACUGUGGAGCCCCCUCACACUGUGGAGCCCCCUCACACUGUGGAGCCCCCCUCACACUGUGGAGCCCCCUCACACUGUGGAGCCCCCCUCACACUGUGGAGCCCCCCUCACACUGUGGAGCCCCCUCACACUGUGGAGCCCCCUCACACUGUGGAGCCCCCCUCACACUGUGGAGCCCCCCUCACACUGUGGAGCCCCCCUCACACUGUGGAGCCCCCCUCACACUGUGGAGCCCCCUCACACUGUGGAGCCCCCCUCACACUGUGGAGGCCCCCUCACACUGUGGAGCCCCCCUCACACUGUGGAGCCCCCUCACACUGUGGAGGCCCCUCACACUGUGGAGCCCCCCCCCCCCUCACACUGUGAAUAUUCUCUUUAUUCUGAUUUCAGGGAGAAGCAGGAACAUCAGGAAACCCCGGAGAGAAAGGCUUCCCCGGAUCAGCCGGAUCGCGGGGGUUUCCUGGUACACCUGGACCUCCAGGACUCAAAGGACACAGAGGACACGGAGGACUACAGGGACAGAAGGGAGAGACCGGCACUCUGGGAUCAAAGGGGGCGACAGGUCCCUCUGGUCCCAUGGGAGCUCCUGGACCAAUGGGCCCCGCUGGUAUGCCAGGAGAGAGAGGCCGCCCAGGACCAGGUGGAGUCCAGGGAAAACGUGGUCCGUCUGGAAACAUGGGGAAGUCUGGACCAAUGGUGA
Molecule: messenger RNA, 1521 nt
Organism: Knipowitschia caucasica
Lineage: Eukaryota; Metazoa; Chordata; Actinopteri; Gobiiformes; Gobiidae
Source: the annotation of a GenBank genome assembly